AUGCUCAAUUUCAGUUUCUGUAGAAUGCUCUCUAAUCAAUCAGAGAAUGAAAUUAAUUAUUAUGUUGAAAUUCAUAGUCACAUUUAGUGGAAUAUUGAGAUUCAUUAUCCCUAGAACUCGCUUAUUCUAAUUUCCUAAAUUUUUGUAAUAUUUUUCAAAAGGCUUUGUUACGAUGUUUAUUAACUUAAAACCUUGCAAUUUUUCUCCUAGCCUUUUCCAUCCUUUUUAAAAUAAAAUGAGUAUUUGGUGAUUCAGGAUAUUAUCUUUUUUUUACCAAUUACAUUCUAAUUAUUGCUAAAUGGAAAAACUGAAUAAAUAUCUAAAUUUUAUCAAAUCGAGAAAAUCUUUAAGGAGUGGUUGGUAAGUAGUUUGUUUAUCAAUUGUGGAAUUCAUGUUCUGAUUGCCUUCUGUAGAUUCUUAAAUUUAUUUUGUGUUUGUUUUAGUUGUUGA
Messenger RNA from Paramecium tetraurelia, 450 nucleotides. RefSeq lists its product as uncharacterized. The transcript has 2 exons. The record is from RefSeq and is a predicted model, not a curated record. NCBI's taxonomy places the organism in Eukaryota, Ciliophora, Oligohymenophorea, Peniculida, Parameciidae.